AUGGAGGGCGCGCUGGUGGCCAACUGGAGCGCGGAGGCGGUCAACGGCAGCGAGGCGCCUCCGGAAGCCGAGGGCAACCGCACCGCCGGGCCCCCGCAGCGCAACGAGGCCCUGGCGCGCGUGGAGGUGGCCGUGCUGUGCCUCAUCCUCUUCCUGGCGCUGAGCGGCAACGCGUGCGUGCUCCUGGCGCUGCGCACCACGCGCCACAAGCACUCGCGCCUCUUCUUCUUCAUGAAGCACCUGAGCAUAGCCGACCUGGUGGUGGCAGUGUUCCAGGUGCUGCCGCAACUGCUGUGGGACAUCACCUUCCGCUUCUACGGGCCCGACCUGCUGUGCCGCCUGGUCAAGUACCUGCAGGUGGUGGGCAUGUUCGCCUCCACCUACCUGCUGCUGCUCAUGUCUCUCGACCGCUGCCUGGCCAUCUGCCAGCCGCUGCGGACGCUGCGUCGCCGCGCGGACCGCCUGGCCGUGCUCGCCACGUGGCUGGGCUGCCUGGUGGCCAGCGCGCCGCAAGUGCACAUCUUCUCGCUGCGCGAGGUGGCCGACGGCGUCUUCGACUGCUGGGCCGUCUUCAUCCAGCCGUGGGGGCCCAAGGCCUACAUCACGUGGAUCACACUCGCGGUCUACAUCGUGCCUGUCAUCGUGCUCGCCGCCUGCUACGGCCUCAUCAGCUUCAAGAUCUGGCAGAACUUGCGACUCAAGACGGCGGCGGCGGCGGCGGCUGCAGAGGGGCCGGAGGGUGCGGCGGCGGGCGGCGCGGGGCGCGCGGCUCUGGCACGCGUCAGCAGCGUCAAGCUCAUCUCCAAGGCCAAGAUCCGCACGGUUAAGAUGACCUUCAUUAUCGUGCUGGCCUUCAUCGUGUGCUGGACGCCGUUCUUCUUCGUGCAGAUGUGGAGCGUCUGGGACGCCAAUGCGCCCAAGGAAGCCUCGGCUUUCAUCAUAGCCAUGCUCCUGGCCAGCCUCAACAGCUGCUGCAACCCUUGGAUCUACAUGCUCUUCACGGGCCACCUCUUCCAUGAACUUGUACAACGUUUCCUCUGCUGCUCCUCUGGCUACCUGAAGGGCAACCGUCCGGGAGAGACCAGCGUCAGCAAAAAGAGCAACUCAUCCACCUUUGUCCUGAGCUGCCACAGCUCCAGCCAGAGGAGCUGCUCUCAGCCAUCCACGGUGUGA
Messenger RNA from Neomonachus schauinslandi (Hawaiian monk seal), 1173 nucleotides. RefSeq names its product oxytocin receptor (gene OXTR). Gene Ontology annotation, cellular component: membrane. Bases 1 to 1173 code for a protein of 390 amino acids. NCBI's taxonomy places the organism in Eukaryota, Metazoa, Chordata, Mammalia, Carnivora, Phocidae. The transcript has 2 exons. The record is from RefSeq and is a predicted model, not a curated record. Gene Ontology annotation, biological process: regulation of systemic arterial blood pressure by vasopressin; positive regulation of vasoconstriction; maternal process involved in parturition. Gene Ontology annotation, molecular function: oxytocin receptor activity; peptide binding; vasopressin receptor activity.